UUCCAGGAAGCGAGCAUCCAUACGGAACCUUUCAUCUGUGCCAAAUCGUGACUGCAAAUGCAAAAGCUUCAACAACAAAAAAUAGAUGAAAUCUGGUGUCUGAGAAAUGGAUAACAAUGAUCUUCAGGUUUAUGAAGAUGAAAUUCAAACUUUGGAAGAAGAAAUACAGAUAUUAACAGAAGAAUGGGAAAACAGACAGCAUGGAUCAAUGGCUUAUUCUGAGGGGGAGAUAAUGAAGACUAUAAAAUCAUCUAAAAGGAAAUAUCAAGAAGUUCUUGAGCAAUGCGAAUUUUCUCCAGACCUGAAAACACAGCUUGACUUGUUAGAGCAUGACCUCUCCUUCAUGAUGAAACUCACAGGCAUUUGGUUCACACAGUAUUCCAGGAAACCUGUGGCAAAGGAUCAAACUAAGAAUAUACACAAGUAUAGGUUAUCUGGAAACUGUCAGUCAGUGAUGUUUCACCUGGAAUUUCAACUGGUGGAAGAAAAUCAGAGUACCAAAAAUGUUUCAGCUGUUGUUACUGAUCUGAGCAUUAUAAUAGAAUCUGAGGAACUAUCUGAUUUAAAAAAGCUUGUCUGCAGAGUGGAAGAGAGCGGGGAUCUCUUGCUGUUCUUCAGGAGCCUUUCCCGCUUCUCUGAAUGGUGUGAACAUCGGAAACACACUUGGACCUACUUCAAGACUAAGUAUCCUGAAAUAGUAGUACUUCCUGAAGGAUCGUCUGGUGAUUACAUGAUCUUGAGAAGCACUCAGCUUCCUGGAUUUGAGUUAAUGGUGGUUUGGAAGAUAAACGUAGACAAAGAAGGAAAAGUUACACCAGUCUUAGAUCUUCUGAACAAGAUACCGAAGUCAGUUAAGGAAGCUGACAAAUUUGCAUCAGAGGCUCCAUUCUACUUCAGAAACUUACUACAUGUGCUUGGGAUACAAGCUUCCAUUGAAACCCUCAUACAAUCACUUUAACAAAGGCAAAUGAGUACCAAGAGACUAAGUUAUACAUCUAUCAUUUUAUUGAAUAUAAACAUUAAGUUAUCUUCCAUUUAGAAACCAUACCCAUAAAACAUGCUAUCUGUACAAUUAUGGCACAAAUAUAUAAAUUGUAAUGACAAAUAAAUACCGCCUUUUAAAUACAAAA
Varanus komodoensis (Komodo dragon) is the source of this 1130-nucleotide messenger RNA. It is a transcript of the gene CENPP, whose product is annotated as centromere protein P. Gene Ontology annotation, cellular component: chromosome, centromeric region; nucleus. The transcript is spliced from 9 exons. Gene Ontology annotation, biological process: CENP-A containing chromatin assembly. The record is from RefSeq and is a predicted model, not a curated record. NCBI's taxonomy places the organism in Eukaryota, Metazoa, Chordata, Lepidosauria, Squamata, Varanidae. Bases 107 to 958 code for a protein of 283 amino acids.